Molecule: messenger RNA, 2782 nt
Organism: Hordeum vulgare subsp. vulgare (domesticated barley)
Lineage: Eukaryota; Viridiplantae; Streptophyta; Magnoliopsida; Poales; Poaceae
Product: subtilisin-like protease SBT1.4
Exons: 1
Coding region: 271-2628 (785 amino acids)
Biological process (GO): proteolysis
Molecular function (GO): serine-type endopeptidase activity
Source: RefSeq, a predicted model, not a curated record
CGAAAAUAACACUAUCUUAAGUAAACACGCGAGUCGCGCUAUCCGCUUCUGGCAAUAAAAUACUUCCGAGCCCUCCUCGCAGCACAAUGAUCAGCACGAACCACCUCGUGCGGAGAUCAAAAUCAUUCACAUGAUUUGGAUCGGCAACUACCACCCCCUCCGCGUGCUGCCGCGGUGGCCGGAGCAGCCGCGCUGCCUACUUAUUCCUGCGCCCCAUCCCUGCUGCUACCACACCGCAACCACUGACGGCGUACAUCGCUUGCAGCAACAAUGGAGCUCAGCCUCGUACCACUCGCGGCCCUAUGCUUCCUGCUCGCCACCGUCGUCGCCGCUCCGGUGGCGGCAACGGAGCUUGAGGUGGAGAUCGGGACGGCGGAGGUACAGUCUUCCUACAUCGUGCACGUCGGGGCCGCGCACGCCCCACGUCUGCCGCGCAGAGGCCUACUGACCUCCCGUGCGUACGGCUCGUUCCUGCGCGACCACAUCCCCGUCGAGAUGUCCAGCCCUGCGCCGAGGGUGCUCUACUCCUACUCUCACGCCGCCACGGGCUUCGCGGCGCGCCUCACGGGCCGCCAGGCCGCGCGCCUCGCGUCCUCGGGCUCCGUGCUCGCCGUCGUGCCCGACGUGAUGCAGGAGCUGCACACCACCCUCACGCCGUCCUUCCUCGGCCUCUCGCCGUCCUCCGGGCUGCUCCCGGCGUCCAACGGCGCCACCGACGUCGUCAUCGGGGUCAUCGACACCGGCGUGUACCCGGAAGGCCGCGCGUCCUUCGCGGCCGACCCGUCGCUGCCGCCGUUGCCGCCCGGCAAGUUCCGCGGCGGGUGCGUCUCGGGUCCGGCGUUCAACGGCUCCGCGCUCUGCAACAACAAACUCGUCGGCGCCAAGUUCUUCCACAAGGGUCAGGAGGCUGCACUCGGCCGUCCGCUCGGUGAGGACUCGGAGUCGCCGCUCGACACCAACGGGCAUGGCACCCACACCUCCUCCACCGCCGGCGGCUCUCCUGUUGCCGACGCGGCCUUCUACGACUAUGCCAGAGGAAAAGCCGUCGGCAUGGCCCCGGGCGCGCGCAUUGCCGUCUACAAAGUGUGCUGGAAAGGGUGCGCGAGCUCUGACAUCCUCGCCGCGUUUGAUGAGGCCAUCGCGGACGGUGUCGACGUUAUCUCCGUCUCGCUCGGCGCUGUCGGCAAGGCCCCGGAAUUUUAUGGCGAUACGACCGCCCUGGGCGCGUUCCGCGCCGUCAGCAAGGGCAUCGUCGUCUCCGCUUCCGCGGGAAACUCCGGACCCCGAGAGUCCACCGCCGUCAACGUCGCGCCAUGGUUCUUGACGGUCGGCGCGUCCACCCUCAACCGCCAGUUCCCGGCCGACGUCGUUCUCGGCAACGGCGAGACCUUCACGGGUACUUCUCUCUACGCGGGCCAGCCACUGGGCUCGACCAAGAUACCACUGGUCCUCGGCGCGGAUGUGGGCUCGAAUGUGUGCCAAGUCGGGAAGCUGAACGCGACCAUGGUGGCCGGGAAGAUCGUCUUGUGCGACCCCAGCGUGGUCGGCCGGGCUGCGAAAGGACACGCCGUCAAGCUCGCCGGUGGUGCCGGAGCAAUCCUCAUUAGCGACGUAGUGUACGGUGAGCAGGCCAUCACCACGCCCCAUGUCCUCCCCGCCACGGGCGUCCCAUUCGCCGCCGGCGAGAAGAUCAAGAUGUACAUCAGGGCGCAGGCAUCGCCUACCGCGACGAUCGUGUUCCGGGGCACCGUGGUCGGCCCGACGCCUCCUUCCCCUAGAAUGGCGUCCUUCUCGAGCCGCGGCCCGAACACCCGCGCGGCGGAGAUCUUCAAGCCGGACGUGACCGCGCCCGGCGUGGACAUCCUCGCCGCUUGGACAGGCGCCAACUCACCCACGGAGCUCCCCAGCGACACGAGGCGAGUGCAGUACAACAUCAUAUCGGGCACGUCCAUGUCGUGCCCGCACGUGAGCGGCAUCGCCGCGCUGCUCCGACAGAGGAGGCCGGAGUGGAGCCCCGCCAUGAUCAAGUCCGCCCUGAUGACAACCGCGUACAACGUGGACAACGCCGGCAGCGUCAUCGGUGACAUGUCCACCGGCGACGCGUCCACGCCGUUCGCGCGCGGGGCCGGACACAUCGACCCCAACAGCGCCGCCGACCCGGGGCUCGUGUACGACGCCGGCACGGAGGACUACAUCACCUUCCUGUGCGCGCUGGGCUACACGGCCGAGCAGGUCGCCGUGUUCGGCUCCUCCGCCAACUGCUCGACGCGUGCGGGCUCCGCCGUGGGCGACCACAACUACCCGGCCUUCUCGGUGGUGUUCACCUCAAACAAACUGGCGGUCGUCCAGCAGCGCCGCGUUGUGCGCAACGUCGGCGGCGACGCCAGGGCUACGUACAGGGCCAAGGUCACUGCCCCGGACGGCGUGCUCGUCACCGUGAGCCCCCGGACGCUGAGGUUCACCGCGACGCAGAAGACGCGAGAGUACGUGGUCACCUUUGCACAGCGAAUCUUUGGGAGCGUCAAGGGGAAUCACACGUUUGGGUCGAUCGAGUGGAGCGACCGCAAGCACACGGUGACGAGCCCCAUCGCCAUCACCUGGCCAGAGAGCAAGGUUGCGGACAUGUGAAUGUGAUCGGUGUGGGUGGGUCCUGGUAGUAUAUUUUUUUUAUUUUUUUUGCGAAGUAGUACCUAAUAGUACGUGCGAGAGUUUACCUCAUUUGUUGUAAAUUUCAGUUCCCUUGGUUGGAUAAAAGGCCUUGCUUUAUUUGAUUUCGUUCAAA